Fukomys damarensis (Damara mole-rat) is the source of this 2057-nucleotide messenger RNA. RefSeq names its product TATA-box binding protein associated factor, RNA polymerase I subunit B (gene Taf1b). Gene Ontology annotation, cellular component: RNA polymerase I core factor complex; RNA polymerase transcription factor SL1 complex. The transcript has 15 exons. The record is from RefSeq and is a predicted model, not a curated record. Lineage: Eukaryota; Metazoa; Chordata; Mammalia; Rodentia; Bathyergidae. Gene Ontology annotation, biological process: nucleolar large rRNA transcription by RNA polymerase I; RNA polymerase I preinitiation complex assembly. Gene Ontology annotation, molecular function: RNA polymerase I core promoter sequence-specific DNA binding. The coding region runs from base 80 to 1846 and encodes 588 amino acids.
GGAGGGCUACUACAGCGCUCCCGGAAGCGACGUCCGCUGCCCGGGUAACGAGCCGCCGCACAGUCCUAGUGCCUGCGGGAUGGAGCUGGAGGAAGCGAAAGAGUUGAAAGAGCGCUGUUCUCAGUGUGAUGCUAUCUCUUGGGGUCUCACUGAGGAAGGCAAAUAUUAUUGCACUUCCUGCCACAAUGUUACAGAAAGAUCUAAGGAAGUUAUCAACACUGACAUUAUUCCUAACACCAAGAUAAAAUACAUCAGCAGAGGCCUCAAAAGAAAAAGCAAAUUCGAAAAAGGCUGGGAUUGGUAUGUGUGCGAAGGAUUUCAGCACAUACUUUGUCAGCAAGCAGAAGCCCUGAAGACGCUCGGAGUCGCCCCGGAAGUGAAGAAUGAAGUUUUACACAAUUUUUGGAAGCGCUACCUGCAGAAAAGUAAGCAGGCGUAUUGUGCAAACCCAGUAUACACCAGCAGAAGGAAGGCCCAGGUGUUGGAAGAUCGUGUCCAUCAUUCAGACUGGACGAAUGGGCCUGAACUGCUCAGCGAUGCCAACUGUACUUCAUGCCUCGAGAGUGGAGCAGAGUCUCAGUCUGACGUCCCAGCGCCAAAACCCUUUCCUGCCCCGAAAGCACCGCAGUCAGAGGCAGCAUCUGUCUGUUCUGGGUCCGUCGAUGGCAUCGAGUACUCAGAGUGGAAGGAGAAAGGUGUCGUGAAGAUGACGGUGCCGGGGACGCUCGCUCUCUGCUACCUGUCCCUGCUGUGGCAGAGAGAAACAGUGACCCUCUCAGAUCUUCUGAGAUUUGUUGAAGAGGAUCACAUUCCUUACAUAAAGGCUUUUCAGAGUUUCCCAGAAGAAAUGAAGUUGUAUGGACGUGACAAAGGAAUCUUUGCUAUAGAGUCUUGGCCUGACUAUGAGGAGAUCUAUAAACACACGAUUGAAAUCGCCACGUUUUUAGAUUUGCCCCGUUUUCCGGACAUCACCGAAGACUGCUUCCUUCACCCCAACGUCCUGUGCGUGAAGUACCUGAUGGAGGCCAACCUCCCUGAUGAAAUGCACGGGCUAACCCACCAAGUGACAAAGAUGACCGGGAUGGGGGACGUGGAUUCCCUGACGUUCGACCCUAUAGCAAAAGCUGCCAGAACUGUGAAAUACGACGUGCAGGCGGCAGCUCUCAUUGUGGUGGUUCUGAAACUGCUCUUCCUAUUGGACGACAAGGCAGAAUGGUCUUUGUCUGAUCUUGCUGAAGUCCAUAACGAAAAGAACAAAACAGAUAAACCAUGGUUCAACUUCAGAACGUGGUACCAGGUCAUGAAGAAAAGUGUGGAUGAAAAGAAACUAAAGUGGGAGGAAGCGAGAGCCAAGUACAUGUGGAAGAGCAAAAAGCCACUCUACUUCUCGCACAUCGACAAGUCAGUGGCAUACAAGAGAAGGGAAAUGGUGGUGAAUCUACAGAAACAGUUCAGUGCGCUGGCCAAUUCAACACCAACUGUUGAGAAGAAAAGCCCUUCGAGUUUCCAGUUCCGCUGGGCCAAAGACGACCCCGCCAGGCCCUGUUUCCACGGCCACAGCCUCCAGGGUGUCCUGCUGAAGAAAGGCCCGGCACUGGUGACCAAGAAUUCCUUGUACUGGCUGAGCACUCAGAAGUUCUGCAGGAGCUACUGCAAACAUGUGACCACCUAUGAAGAAUCCAAUUUCUCUCUGAGUUAUCAGUUCAUACUAAACCUCUUCUCCUUCCUCCUGAGGAUAAAGGCCGCCCUUCUCCAUGAUGAAGUGAGCUUAAUUGAAAAGAAACUUUUUAAAAAGAAAUACAGUGAAGCAAAAAAGAAUUCAAGAUCCAGGAAAGUGAAAAGAUAGAGGGAAAAAAGGAAACAGAAACUUAGUUGGAAACCUAUUUUGUAAGUGACAGUAAUGUCAAAUUGCAACACUCCAAGGAAUUAAGGAAAAUACAAUUUAGUUACACAUACAUGUGUGUAUACUGAACAUUGUUAAAAUGUGUAUUGUAAAACAGGUGAACUUUGCGUUUAUUUUUUAAGUGAUAUAUGUUCUUUGAAAAAGUUAAAACAAU